CAGCGCUCGAUAUAAUAAACAUUCGAGUAAAAGAAGCGCUUUUAUUUCACAUAUGACAAAAUGUCGGUGGCGUUUUCGUCGGCGCGCCCCAGGAGUAAAGGGGAGGUGACGCAGCAGGCGAUCCAAAAGAUGCUGGAUGAAAAUCAUUAUUUAAUACAAUGUAUAAUGGAUUACCAAAGCAAAGGGAAGACGGCUGAAUGCACACAGUAUCAGCAGGUCCUGCACAGAAACCUGGUUUACUUGGCCACGAUAGCAGAUUCAAAUCAGAACAUGCAGUCACUUCUACCUGCGCCUCCCACUUCCAGUAUGCCAAUGGGUCCUGGAGGGAUGGGUCAGAGUGGGGGACCCGCUCCCAGCAGCCUAAUCGACACCAUGGCACCGGGACUGGCCGCCACAUCGAUGAUGCAGAGUCAGAUGAGCAAUGGCUCCAGCCAUGCCCCCAUGCAGCAGCAGACAUCCCUCAGCCUGCCAGCCAGCAGUUACGGUGGCUCGGCCUCUUCCUCGGCCUCCGGCUACAGCCAUGCUGCACCCUCCUCCCAGGGCAGCAUGAUUCAGAGCCCUGGUUAUGGCUCUUCCUCCUCCUCCUCCUCUUCCUCCUCCUCCCGCAGCAACCUCAACAUGCAGUCCAACCAAGUCUCCAUGAUGCAGCAGCAAUCUGCCACUCCGCACUACUCCUCAGCUCAGGCAGGGGGCCAACACUAUCAGGGACAGCAGGCCAUGGGCAUGAUGGGUCAGGGCAGUCAAGGAAACAGUUUGAUGACUCAGAGGCCCAUUGGAUCCUACCGCUCUUCACAGCAAGGUAGGUGAUCAAUGCUACUCUGGUUAAAGGAGACACGAGAGCAGUAUGGACACACUCAGAGCUCCAGCGAGCCCAUAAACCAGCAGUAUUACCCUGAUGGUCACGGAGAGUUCUCAUAUCAGCAGUCUUCAUACGGCGAGCAAGGCUACGACAGGUCAUUCGAUGAAUCCUCACAGCACUACUACGAAGGAGGAAACUCUCAGUACAGCCAACAGCAAGCCCAGUAUCAGCAGAGCUCUGGCCAGCAGCAGACCUUCAGCCAACAGCAGUACUCGUCUCAACAAGGCUACACAGGACAGCCACAGGGAUACGGGCCUGGCCAGGGGGGAUCCUCCCAGUAUGCACAGUAUCAACAGGGUCAAAGCCAACAGUAUGGUUCCUACCGCUCGUCCCAGGGAGUCCCUGGUGCACAGACACAGAGGCCCUACGCUUAUGAACAGGGUCAGUAUGGGAAUUAUCAGCAAUAAACGCACCACAUUGUUUUCACGUUGGAAGAGAAUGAGACGCACUGAGCUCAGCUGUGGAUUAGAAGACCUGGCUGCAUCACUUGUAUUAUCCUUUCAUCAUCACAUUGAUUUUCAUUCAUGCAGAGGAAAAAAUGUAAUGCUUAUUUUUUUGCUUUUGAUCAGGCAGCGUAUAGAAACAAGGUUAAUGUUGACCUUCCUUAUGGAGGAACUUAAGAACUUAAAAGGAGCAGUAAACCUAAGAUGUCCUUAUCUUCUCUCUUUGUCUUUGCCUUUCACUUUGUCUCUGUUCGCUCAUCUUUAACUUAUCCUCCGCUUUGAUUUCAUUUUAGAAGCCGUUCUUCCUUUUUGUUCUUUUUUGGUGCACAGAGACGUGAGUCUGUGGUCUGUGAGACUGUGGCUAUAAAAAGCAAACUGGCCUUGAGGGACACGCUCCUUAAUAUAAUCUAAUAGAGUCAGUCCAGAUUUUGCUUUGAGCCCCUUAGACUCACUCUUAUAUCUCACAGUAAUGGAAAUGAAUUCUACGAAGGUGAAAACAUUUGGUCCUUUAACCUGACUUGAUCGGGGUGGUUUGUCCGUGUUAGUCAAACUGUGACGUGUUGCCGUGUGUUGUCAAACAUUACGUGUUUUCACUCUUCAUAUGUCUACAUGGUUGAUAGUUGACUGAUCAAGACUCAAGUGUGUUUAUCAUUGUCCAAGAUGAUCAGACGCUGUGGUUGUAUUUUUAUAGACUCUUAUAUUUGCAGUGGUAUUGCCCUGCACAGAAGCACAGAGUUCAGAGGUGUUAUAUUACCAUUCAAUAAGGAUUUUUCAUAAAAAUUAUUGCUACUUUGUCUUGCACUUAAAUUUGCAGUGACAGUAUGUGUAUUAUUUGAUAUUUCGUAUUGUAGUGAAAUUGAGCCUGUUAAAAAUUUUUUUUUAAACAAAUGAUCCUCAAAAAGCCAAAGUAUCACAGGAACAGUCACGUUUCCUGCACCUCUGCUUUAAAAAGUGAAAUACACUCAGUCAGUCAUGCUGAGGUCAGCUCUUAUAAACUUUCACUUUACUGUUUGUAAUUUCUUGACUUAUAAUCAUGGCAGCAUCUAUGUUUUUGAUGUUUUUGAUGCAUCAUAUUUCAGAAAUGUGUAUUUUAUGUAUUUAUCUGUCUUCUGAACAUAACAUAAAACUCAGCCCUUCUGUUUUUUGUCCGUGAAAACUUUACCAAUCAUCUGCAUUGUAUUAAUGUAUUAGUAAUGCUAACAAUUGGACAAAGGGGUAAAGAAGGUUAUUUUAAAUUUUUUAGAUGGUGUACAACCACACUUGCCUUAUUUUACACAUGUAUUUUAUCAUCUGUCUCUCCAACUAUCAUAUUGUGUGGGUAUAUAUGAUGUCGAUUUAUUGAUUUAAAAGAAAAUAUCUCAGUUUCCUCCAGUUAAAUCGGUGAUAUGGAUAUAAAGGAUUAAUUGUGUGCGGGUACAGCUUUGCAGUAUAUCCUGUAGAAACUCUACGCACCUCAGUGGGGAAUGAGCACAACAGAUGCAGUCAUUUUGCAGGGUUAAUCGAGAAUGAGAGACACCUGGCUGUCAAACAGCUGAAUAACAAUGUGCCACUCGACAGCGACAAUCACAGGCUUCUCUGUCCUACAAUGAAUCUGUGUCAGUGUUUCUUUUGCCAUGUACAAUAUGACAAUUAUUUUCCAGUUCUCUGUCGUGUGUAAUCACUGAUGUGGCUUGUAUGACUUGUUUGUGUGCGUGCCUGUUUGAUGAGAGAGGGAGAGGGAGAGAGAGAGAGAGGGAGAGGGAGAGAGAGAGAGAGAGAGAGAGAGAGAGAGAGAGAGAGAGAGAGAGAG
Messenger RNA from Pleuronectes platessa (European plaice), 3091 nucleotides. Its product is annotated as calcium-responsive transactivator-like. Gene Ontology annotation, cellular component: nucleus. Gene Ontology annotation, molecular function: transcription coactivator activity. Gene Ontology annotation, biological process: positive regulation of dendrite morphogenesis; positive regulation of transcription by RNA polymerase II. The transcript has 11 exons. NCBI's taxonomy places the organism in Eukaryota, Metazoa, Chordata, Actinopteri, Pleuronectiformes, Pleuronectidae. The record is from RefSeq and is a predicted model, not a curated record.